AUGAAGGUCUGUUCUAUGUCCGAGACCCAACGAUGGUACUCAGUACCAUGGGCGUCGAGGACGUCAAAUUCAAUGCCUCUGUCCAUCUGCAUACAAGAGAGAACAAGUCGUAUUAGUUUUCUGUUGGAGACCCUGAAAAAGGUACUCAAAUACGAUGAUUUUGUGGAAGCCCUACGAGAAAUUGGUAAAGAACUAGGAAAAAAUGACUGGAACUUCAGCGUAGACCCGUGCCUGAAUGACACAACCCACACAAGCUGGGCUACUCCAAAGCCUGCUGAUAGGCCUCAAUUCAACAACACUCUCAUCUGCAACUGCUCCUUCCCUGAUGACUCAUGCCAUGUUAUCAACAUUUUUCUUAAAGGGCAAGAUCUUGCUGGGGUUCUUCCACCGUCUGUUGCAAAGUUACCUUACCUUACACAAAUCGAUUUCUCAAGGAACUUCAUCAGUGGCAAUAUACCGAGUGAAUGGGCUUCUACAAAGUUGGAAUUAAUGUACCUCGGUGUGAACAACUUAUCUGGACCAAUCCCUGCCUUCCUAGGAAACAUUACCACUCUAAGAAACUUGAGUCUGGAGACAAACAUGUUUUCUGGAAUUGUUCCUCCAGAGAUUGGGAAGUUGGUUAACUUGCAGAUUCUCGUCAUUAGUGCAAACAAUCUCACAGGAGUCUUACCAGUGGAUCUCACAAACCUGACCAAAUUAAUAGAACUGAGGAUUAGCAGUAACAACUUCAGAGGAAGAAUUCCCGAUUUUUUCCGAAGUUGGAGUCAACUUAAUGAACUAGAGAUCCAAGCUAGUGGUCUACAAGGCCCCAUUCCGUCUAGCAUUUCUGUCUUGAGUAAUUUAACAGAACUAAUGCUAAGGAGCUGUAAUUUAUCUGGACCUAUUCCUGAUUUAAAAGCAAUGCCAGUAUUGAAUAUAUUAGAUCUCAGCUUCAACAGAUUGGAAGGAAGCUUUCCUGACGUUGAAGCUAUGAAUGUGCAGUACUUGUACCUGACAAGCAACUUGCUCAAUGGCUCUAUUCCAGAAUAUAUUAAGACCAAAGAUCCCCGCUACCAGAUAGAUGUUUCUUACAAUAAUUUUUCCAAGGACUCUGAGCCAUCUGCAUGUAGCGAAGUUCAGUACUCAUUACAUAUAAAUUGUGGUGGAGGAGUGACCACUAUUGGAGGAGUCAAUUAUGAAGAUGAUACAGAUCUUGGAGGUGGAGCAAAAUUUGUUCCAGUGAGAUCCAACUGGGGAACCAGUAGCACUGGAGUAUUCUGGGAUACUAAUGUCACCGCUGGAGACUACAUAGCCAAAAAUGUAUCAACACUCGGAAUGAAUAACUCUCAGUUGUACAUGAAUGCACGCCUCAGUCCUCUUUCUCUCACGUAUUAUGCAAACUGCUUAGCACAAGGAAACUAUACUGUGAGCCUUCAGUUUGCGGAGAUAAUAAUCCGAGGAAAUAAAUCUUAUCAAAGUGUUGGAAGACGGAUAUUUGAUGUCUAUAUUCAGGAGAAACUCGUAUUAAAGGAUUUUGACAUCGUAAAGGAAGCAGAAGGUGUAGAUAAAGAAGUCAUUAAAGAGACAAAGGCAGUUCAGGUUAAGAAUAAAACUCUAGAGAUUCGGUUUCAUUGGUCUGGAAAAGGGACAACAGCUUCCCCAAGGAGAGGAAUAUAUGGUCCCCUUAUAUCAGCCAUUUCUAUAGAAUCUGAGUUCAAGCAUUCCAAAAGAAAUAUGCAUGUUGUGGUUGGAGUUUCAGUUGGAGCUUCAAUUUUGUGCCUUGUCUUCUUAAUUUUUGGCAUUCUUUGGUGGAGAGGUUGUCUGGUGGAUAGCCAGACAUCAAGGGAAAAAGUUCUGAGAGGAAUGGAUCUGCAGACUGGCUUUUUCACCUUGAGGCAAAUUAAAGCUGCCACUAAUAACUUUGAUCCUUCAAACAAAAUUGGAGAGGGUGGUUUUGGGCCCGUCUACAAGGGUAUACUAUUGGAUGGUACUAUAAUUGCAGUUAAGCAACUAUCCUCAAAAUCGAAGCAGGGAAAUCGUGAAUUUGUGAACGAAAUAGGCAUGAUCUCUUGUUUGCGGCAUCCAAAUCUGGUUAGAUUGUAUGGAUGUUGUAUUGAAGCUAACCAGUUAUUGUUGGUAUAUGAGUACUUGGAAAACAACAGCCUUGCUCGCGCUUUGUACGGUCCAGAGGAUGAUUCCCUAAACUUGGACUGGCCUACAAGGCACAAAAUAUGCCUAGACAUAGCAAAAGGUCUGGCUUACUUGCAUGAGGAAUCGGCAGUGAAGGUUGUACAUAGAGACAUCAAAACUACGAAUGUGCUACUGGACCAAGACCUCAAUGCUAAGAUCUCAGAUUUUGGUUUGGCCAGGCUUGACGAAGAGGAGAAGACUCACAUUAGCACCAAGGUUGCUGGAACUAUAGGAUACAUGGCACCGGAAUAUGCGCUAUGGGGUUGCUUGACCUACAAGGCAGAUGUCUACAGUUUUGGAGUUGUUGCAUUAGAAACUGUUUCAGGAAAGAACAACAUGAAAUAUCGACCGCAUGAGAACAUUCAAUGUCUUAUGGAUUGGGCCCAUGUUUUGCAUAAAAAAGGGAACUUACUGGAGCUGGUGGAUCCGAGGUUGGGAUCCGAUUUCAAUAAGAAAGAGGCGCUUAGAACUAUCAAAGUAGCUCUACUAUGCGCCAAUCCAACAGCUGCACUCAGGCCUAUCAUGUCUGCAGUAGUGAGUAUGCUUGAAGGGCGAACCCCAGUGGAUGAAGUGGCUUUGGAUCCAAGUAUCCAUGGUGAUGAAAUGACAAGGUUAAGAGCCUUUGAAAACCUGUCUGAGCAGAAUGCACAAGGGAUCAGCUCAACAAGUGAAAGUCACAGCCUCGUGCAUUCAUCAAAUGCACCAUGGACUGGUUCUUCUGAUACUACUACGUCUUCAGAUCUCUAUAAAAGAGUUAGUGGAUUCUUUAGGAAAUAUGCUGAGGGGAGUUUUGGAUUGGACUUAGAACCCUCGGACUGUGAAGAAGAAGGAGUUCAUGAGGCUGGUGCAAGGGAGUUCAAGGGUGCCAAGGGACCCCUUGAUGCUUAUACUUGGGUAGACAAGAUGGAAAAGAAGGGGGAUGAUGAGGGUCUCAUAGAGUUCGAGCAGAGAUUCACUUCCUUGAGUUAUCAUGUGUCCUACCUGGUUCCGGAUGAGAGGACAAGGAUUGCAAUGUUCAUUGGGGCACUUAGUGGUGUGUAUGCUGACAAGAUGACAGGGGUAGUGUACCUGACUUUUAUGGAUGCAAUUAGUGCAGCUAUGGCCAUUGAGACCAUGAGGACACAUGGUGCUCGGCCCCGUGAUUUCAGUGGUCCCAGUCAGGGUCCAUCCAAGAAGGCUGCUUCAUCAUCCGCUUCAGGGUCUUUAGCUGGUAGUGGCAGUAGUGGUGGAUCGAGUUCUAGUUCUCGGUUCAGGGUUAGAGGACGUCACAGGAGACCUUCUCGGAGUCAUUUGGGUAGGCAGCCGUCUGGUCAAUUUGGUUCUGGUGGCAGCUUCUAUGGUGGAUCAUCUGGUGGUCAGACUUUUUCUUUUGUGUUAGUUGAGGGAAUAAAUUUCAAGGCCGAUUUGAUUCCUUUAGAUAUAGUGGAGUUUGAUGUGAUCUUCAGAAUGGCUCUAGCGGAAUUGAAAGAGUUAAAGAUUCAAUUGCAGGAGUUAGUAGACAAGGGUUUUAUUCGGCCUAGCAUGUCUCCAUGGGAUGCUCUGAUUGCUGCUCCUCUUACAAGAUUGACCAAGAAGGGAGUUAAGUUCGAAUGGUCAGAUGAGUGUGAGCAAAGUUUUCAAAAAUUGAAGAAUCGUUUGACUAGUGCUCCUGUUUUGGCACUUCCGGAUGAUAGUGGGGAGUAUGUGGUUUAUUGUGAUGCUUCUAGACUCGGUCUAGGUGGGGUAUUGAUGCAGCAUGAGCGAGUUAUUGCCUAUGCUUCUAGGCAAUUGAAGCCGCACGAGGGGAAUUAUCCCACUCAUGAUCUGGAGCUUGCAGCGAAAGUGAAGGCUGAAAGGCAGAAACCUUCAGGGUUACUUGCGCCGUUGGCUAUUCCAGUGUGGAAGUAG
Messenger RNA from Fragaria vesca subsp. vesca, 4056 nucleotides. RefSeq names its product probable leucine-rich repeat receptor-like serine/threonine-protein kinase At3g14840-like. Gene Ontology annotation, molecular function: protein kinase activity; ATP binding; protein binding. The transcript is spliced from 26 exons. Lineage: Eukaryota; Viridiplantae; Streptophyta; Magnoliopsida; Rosales; Rosaceae. The record is from RefSeq and is a predicted model, not a curated record. Bases 1 to 4056 code for a protein of 1351 amino acids. Gene Ontology annotation, biological process: protein phosphorylation.